UAUUUAGCCCAAAAGGCCUCAAAUCCUGCAAGAACUUUAUCCAAUAAAAAGAUCCUGCGAAAAUCACCACUGCUCGUCUGUGCUGCCGGUAGGCGCCACGCCACCGUCGCCAUGGCCGCCCCCGUCUCCGCUUCCCUCUUGCCUCUCGGGAGGAGCGCACCUUCUUUCACUGGUCCGCACUACAAGAAUAAGAGAAGGAUUCCGAUGGUGCGGGUCUGCUGUGCUGCCGACGACGACGAGGAAGUCAACGAUUUGGGAGUCAGCGUGGCACUAUCGAUGCUAAAAUUCUACAAAAGAGAGAUAUCACCCUUGCUGCCUUCAAGCUGCCGUUAUGUGCCAACAUGCAGCGAGUACUCUAUGCAGGCGUACAAAAGAUAUGGUGUUGCGAAGGGUACAAUCUUGACAGCAUGGCGUCUGUGCCGUUGUAAUCCUCUUGCGUAGGUGGACAGGGAUAUGAUCCUCCCAGGUGGUUUGGGGAGGGAGAGUUACCUGAGGAAUGAUGGCUGGUAAUUACUAGAAACACUGCACAUAUGUUGGAAUGUCUCACAAGAUAUCAUCUCAUCGCAACUUCAUAAAGGAGGUAACUCGGGAGUGUUAGAGUUAUAAUAUAAGUCAUGUACCCCUUUGUAUUUAUCCCGUUGUAUAAGGGGUUUCCUGCAUAUGUUCCACACCUGUACAUGUAUAUAUAUCGGCCUAUGGCCUCAUGGGAAUACAAGUUGCUUAUUCCUAACAUGGUAUUAGAGCUAGGUCAAUUUUUUGCACGCUGCAACUCGUGCGAUUGAUCCAUCCCGAUCGAAGCAGUCCCGCUCGAUCUCCAACCGGCCUCGUGUGAUUGAUCUCCUGAUCGAAGUCUUCCUCGAUCUCCUUCUCCUCCCCGUUCCGCUGCAGAUAGAAGCGCUCACCACGACCUCCCGUGAUCGAUGUGCUCCAGGCCCCGCUCCAGAUUGAAAUCGCCUCCAACCGCCGGGCCUCCAAUCGUCUCAGUCGCCGAUUCCCAUCGCCCAGCUGCAGCCAGCUUCAAGUGACGAGGCGCUCAUCUUCCUGCUCGCCUCUACUUCUUUCCAAAUCCGAUCCCACCGCCUAGCUGCUCGAUUCUGCCCUCCAGAUCGGAUCGGGCUUCCACGCAGUCGUUGACCAAAAAAAAUGACUGCUGCAACGGGCUAUGUUGCUGUCCCUCGCUGUCCGGUGAUCUUCGAUGGUACUAACUACACUGAGUUCACUGGCUUCAUGCGCAUUCACAUGCGUGGCAUCCAUCUCUGGGGUGUUCUUUCUGGCAAGGUCUGUUGUCCGCCACGUCCGGUUCCUCCGAUGGCUCCUAUUCCGCCGACUCCACCGGUUCUUCAUCCGGAUGCUAAUCAGGCCGCCAAGGAUGCGGCUAAGCUUGCUGAUGAGGCUGCUGAUCGUGCUUAUGAUGAGAGGGUUUUGGCUUAUGAGGAGGCUCUUCAGACGUAUCAUGGUGCUUUGUCUGUUUACACCCAGUGGCUUGAUGAUGAUGCUCGUGCUGCAGCUGUUCUCACUGCUACUGUUCUGCCUCAGUUUGCUUCCGAGUUUCUGGGUCUUCCUACUGUCUUUGAGAUGUGGACCCGUCUUCGUCAGCGCUAUCAGCCCUCUGGUGAUGCCUUAUACCUUCUGUGGUCCGUCAGGAGCAUGCUCUUCAGCAGGGUGACUCUACUAUUGAUGACUUCUAUGCACAGAGUUCUGCUAUCUGGCGCCAGCUUGAUUCUCUCCGCAGUGUUGGUUGUCGUACCUGCCCCUGUUGCCAGGCUGUCCAGGCCAAUUUGGAGUUUCAUCGCGUCUAUGAGUUCCUGUCUCGGCUCCGUAAGGAGUUUGAGCCCCGGCGUGCUCAGUUGUUUGCUCGUGGCCGUAUUUCUCUCAUGGAGGCGCUUUCUGAGAUUCGUGCUGAGGAGACUCGCUUACGUGGGGCUGGUUUGCUGGAGGUUCCCUCUGUGCUCGCUACUCGUGCUCCUACGCCACCUGCUGCACCGACCCCCUCUCGCUCGAGUGCUCCGCCGCUCUUGCCCACUCCUUCUGGAGGCUCAGGUCGCCCCCGUCCACAUUGCGACUAUUGCAACAAUGAUGGUCAUCUUGAGUCUCAGUGCUACACGAAGAAGAAACACCUGCGCAAGGCGCGAUCAUCAUCUUCAGGGACUUCGUCAUCUACCUCGACAGCUUCAGCCAUUGCUUUGACUGACCAAGAUAUUCUGAGACUUAAGCGUCUGCUCGCGGCUUCAGGUUCUUCCUCGACGGGUACUGCUGGUUCUGUGACUGAUGCUUCCCGCACUGAGCAAUCACCCUCUACACAGUCAGGUACAUCCCCAUGGGUUCUGGACUCUGGAGCUUCUUUUCAUAUGUCUUCUCAUUCUUCCACUUUGUCCUCUCUUCGAUCACUGGAUUCUCCUGUUCAUGUCUUCACUGCUGAUGGUACUCCACUUUCUGUUGCUAGUAGAGUCAAUCUUACCACUCCUUCUUAUUCUGUUCCUGAUGUUGCUCAUGUUCCUCGACUUACCAUGAAUCUGUUUUCUGCUGGUCAACUUACUGAUUCUGGUUGUCGUGUCAUCCUUGACGUUGACUCUUGU
This is a messenger RNA of Triticum aestivum (bread wheat), 2576 nucleotides long. RefSeq names its product UPF0161 protein At3g09310. The transcript is spliced from 6 exons. Bases 1144 to 2187 code for a protein of 347 amino acids. NCBI's taxonomy places the organism in Eukaryota, Viridiplantae, Streptophyta, Magnoliopsida, Poales, Poaceae. The record is from RefSeq and is a predicted model, not a curated record.